Ochlerotatus camptorhynchus is the source of this 1960-nucleotide messenger RNA. RefSeq lists its product as uncharacterized. The record is from RefSeq and is a predicted model, not a curated record. The transcript is spliced from 3 exons. The coding region runs from base 83 to 1834 and encodes 583 amino acids. Lineage: Eukaryota; Metazoa; Arthropoda; Insecta; Diptera; Culicidae. Gene Ontology annotation, cellular component: nucleus.
CUUGCUGCGUAUUACUAUAGCGAAUCAUUAAGGAAUUUUAAAAUAAAAUAAGAAUUUAGUUUUACAUGAUCAAAGCCAAACGAUGGGUAUUAGACAUCUAGAAACUUAUGUGUGCUCUGAAGUUCGCAACGGAUUUGUUAAAACUAACAUUGAGUUUGAAAUCAACAAAUACUAUGUCAGGGCUAAUCAACCGAACCCUCCACCACCGAUUAUCGUCAUUGAUCUGAUGUCCCUAUACCGCCCGGUGAGCCAUGCGGACCUUCCAGGAUUGCUGUGCGGAGGACGAUUCAACCAGGUCGCACAUUUGCUGGAACAGUUCUUCGUCAGGAUAAAGAACCUCGGUGCAGAAUUGGUAUUCUUUUACGAUGGACCAGUGCAAGAUACUAAAUACGAUACAUGGACGCAGCGCCAGGAUGAAAAAUACAACAAAAUUAUGGAAAUAAUCGAUUCCGUGGACCGUGCAUCCGAUCUUGCUUGGAUGGCAAGCCGAUUCCGGAAUUCCAUUCCUAAUAAUACUUUGUAUCCGGUUAGGCAGAUGGCAUCGAAGCACGGUGAAUUGAUUAUAUCUAUUGCGAAGGAAUGCGACCAGGAACUGGCUGCCUAUGCCAAUCAGGUUCAAGCGAUAGCCAUCAUAUCGAAUGACACCGAUUUUAUGAUAUACAAGGGAUUCUGGCGGUACUGGUCGGCUAAGGAUAUUCAUUUCGAAACGCUAGACACGAUGGAGUACAACCGAUUGGCGCUGGUUCGAAACAUGGGGUUGAGUUUCAAGCAGAUGCGACUUUUGGCCACUUUGGGUGGAAAUGACGUCAUCAAGUACGAAGAAGUAAGACAUUUUCAUUCGAAGCUGGGUAGCCCCAGGGAGAAGUUUCCCAGACUGGCGGAUUUUGUACGGCAGCAAGCAUUGCCUGAAAGCUUGCACCAAGAUAAAAUACUCUGUAGUUUGCUGAACCAUGUUUUUGGAAAAGCUGCUGUAAACGAAGAUUUGAAGGAACGUUUCUUAGCUAGUUUGGAUUUCUACGAAACCGAUUACCAGCCUCAAAAUACGAACAUUAUAGAUGAUCCAGUCGUUGAUGUCCUCCUCAAACUGGAGAACACUUUUUUAUUUCAAAUUUGGGUAGGUCGCCCCGUUAAUGUAACUGCCUUUUUUGUAGACAUGAGAAGGGGAGAAUUUGGGGAGCAUUAUCCACACCUGGUGAUCCCGUUAGUGAUGCGUCAAGCGGGAGUCGUGCUCUACCACAGGCAAAUGCUUUCGGACAGUUCAACACGGAAGAUUAUGAUCAAAAUGUCCCACGAUGCUGGCCACUCGUUUCAAAAUCUACCGGUUGAAUUUCCACAGCAUAUUACGCCCCCUCCUCUAUUGGAUUUGCUGUCUCGGCAAAUCGAUAUCCAAACAAGCCUGCAGGAUAUCAAACGGCAACUAUUCGCUUGGAUCGCAUCCGAUACCUUGGACCACCGUCGAUUGCAGUCAGUACCGGACCGAUUGCUUGCUCCGGUGGCUACCUUGUACUAUCUCGUGGAGAAACAUAUCCUCGAUGUGUUCGAAGCUGAUGUCCUGCUGCAGGUAUCCCAUGACGUAGUAUUCCAGACGUACGACUUUCAAGCCGUUAAAUAUCCUACCAUGUUAGGGAAGCGUCCGUUCCGUAUAGCAUUUCUUUAUCUGAAGAUCUACAACCACUUCAGCAAAAUACGCACGCUGCUCGGAUUCGAUGAGGAACCGUUUUUGUUUUUUGACGGAGUGCUUUUCCACAAUCGCUAUGCGGAGGCGGUGAAACAAGCUGCCAGCUUGGAACAGAUCAAACAGUGGAGAAUCUACGAUGUAUUGGUCGAGAAGUAGAUGUUCAUUUGUUACCUAUUAUAUUACCAUAUUUAAGAUGCUUGGAGAUCUUUACUAUCUUUAUGUUUUUGAGUAAUGAUAAGAGUGUACAAAAGAAGUGCAAUGAAGUUGAAGCAAUAGCUGAAA